GGAGGGUUAACCUGGGCACGGCGCGGAGGGGGGCGGGGCGCGCCCGGACAUCCCUGCUGGCCUCGCCCCGCAGCCAUGGCCGCCGGCGCCGCGCGGCCCCCCGGCCGUCCCCGGGCGCAGAUGCCGCAUCUAAGGAAGAUGGAGCGGGUGGUCGUGAGCAUGCAGGACCCCGACCAUGGCGUGAAGAUGCGGAGCCAGCGCCUGCUGGUCACCGUGAUUCCCCACGCGGUGACAGGUCGCGACGUCGUGCAGUGGUUGGCCCAGAAGUUCUGCGUCUCGGAGGAGGAGGCCCUACACCUGGGCGUCGUCCUGGUGCUGCACGGCUACAUCUACCCGCUGCGCGACCCCCGCAGCCUGGUGCUCCGGCCGGAUGAGACGCCCUACAGAUUCCAGACCCCGUACUUCUGGACAAGUACUCUGUGGCCGGCUGCGGAGCUCGACUAUGCCAUCUAUCUGGCCAAGAAGAACAUCCAAAAGCAGGGGGCCCUGGUGGACUAUGAGAAGGAGUGCUAUGACCGGUUACACAAGAAGAUCAGCCACGUGUGGGACCUGGUGCUGAUGCAGGCGAGGGAGCAGCUGAGGGCAGCCAAACAGCGCAGGAAGGGGGAUAGGCUGGUCAUUGCGUGCCAGGAGCAGACCUACUGGCUGGUGAACAGGCCCCCGCCCGGAGCCCCCAGUGUGCUGGAGCAGGGUCCAGAGCGGGGAUCCUGCACCGCCAGCCAUGUGCACAUGACCAAGACUGCAGAUUUCUAUAAGCGGGAGAUCGAAUACUGCAGGAGAGCGCUGGGCAGGACCCGAGUCAAGUCCUCUGUCUGCCUUGAGGCGUACCUGAGUUUCUGUGACCAGCAUGGACCCCACGACCCCCUCGUGUCGGGGUGCCUGCCCAGUAAUCCCUGGAUCUCAGAUGACGACGCCUACUGGGUCAUGAACGCCCCCACGGUGGCUGCCCCCACGAAGCUCCGUGUGGAGAGAUGGGGCUUCAGCUUCCGAGAGCUUCUGGAGGACCCCAUGGGGCGGGCCCACUUCAUGGACUUUCUGGGGAAGGAGUUCAGUGGAGAAAACCUCAGCUUCUGGGAGGCGUGUGAGGAGCUUCGCUAUGGCGCACAGGCCCAGGUCCCCACCCUGGUGGAUGCCGUGUACCAGCAGUUCCUGGCCCCCGGUGCUGCCCGCUGGGUCAACAUUGACAGCCGGACCAUGGAGCGGACCCUGGAUGGGCUGCGCCAGCCCCACCGCUACGUCCUGGACGAUGCCCAGCUGCACAUAUAUAUGCUUAUGAAGAAGGACUCCUACCCACGGUUCCUGAAGUCCGACAUGUACAGGGGCCUCCUGGCAGAGGCUGGGGUCCUGCUGGAGAUGAAGAGACGCAUGUUCCCGUUCACAAGGAGGCCACGGCGCUCCAGCCCCAGCCCUGCACUCCUUCCCACCCCUGUGGAGCCCACAGCGGCCAGUGGCCCUGCGGGUGGAGAUGGGGUGGCCUAGUGGACCCGGCCCCUGACUGCCACCUCUAGUCCCUGCACCUCAGCAUCCUGCGUGAACGCGGCAGCAACCCCGCUCCCAGCCCAGGUCCUGGUGGCUGCUGAACCCAGCACGGCAUCCCCUUGUGCCCAGAGGGCCCAGUCCUGCUGUGGGGUGCACAUCCUCCCUCCCCCUGGGAAGCCCUCCCUGCCCAGAAGGGAUGUGUCCAGGUGCCGAUUCCCAGGGAGGGGUUUCACUGGCCCAGCUUGGGUUAGGGCAGCACCUGCUACCUGGAGAGGUGAGACCGGGGCUGCACGGAGCUCCACCUUCUCUGGUCUUCAGUUCAGCACUGGGUGCCCAUGCCCAUCUCUAAAGCCAGUAAAUCAACAGCAAAUACCUGGAAGCAAGAUGCACAGAUGGGUGGCUUCCCACUCACCCGUCAUGAGAGUUGGACACACAGGUCUCGGGACGCACUCUGUCCCGUCCAGGAGCCUCUCUGCUGUCACCCAGUGUGACCCUGGAAGGGGACCCGGGAGAGCCUGCGUUGAGCUCCCUGCCUUCUGGUGAACUGUGCGUGCUCCUCCCUCACCGAAUGUGCUACAGAAUCUGUCCACAGGUGCACCAGCACCUGUUUUUCCACUUCCAGGCCACAGCUUCCCCACCAGACUUGUACACAGACAACUCUGACACUGUCAUCCCACUGACAAUGCAGCCCCUAAUUCCAUAGGGUGGAUCCUUGCCAGGUGUAACUGAUCCUCCCUGCCCAAGCCUUCCUUUGUGAGCUGGCAUUGCUCCCAGCCUCCCAAGUACCCCACCACUCCUCUAGACUGGGCGAAGGUACGGCUGGUUGCUUUCAGGGGUGCAGCUUCAACCAUCUCCGCAGUGGAGGGGGUGCCACCCCCACCAGUAGGCUGGCUCACACCCACUUGCUUCCAACAGCUUCCAGCAUACAAAUAAAAGACCUUGGGCCCU
Molecule: messenger RNA, 2427 nt
Organism: Saimiri boliviensis boliviensis (Bolivian squirrel monkey)
Lineage: Eukaryota; Metazoa; Chordata; Mammalia; Primates; Cebidae
Gene: RGS11
Product: regulator of G protein signaling 11
Biological process (GO): G protein-coupled receptor signaling pathway; intracellular signal transduction; positive regulation of GTPase activity
Cellular component (GO): plasma membrane; cytoplasm; neuron projection
Molecular function (GO): GTPase activator activity
Source: RefSeq, a predicted model, not a curated record